AUGACAGCAAGAGAACACAGCCCCCGCCAUGGUGCAAAAUCCCGCACUGUGCAACGGGCCUCCACUAUUGACAUUGCCUCUGACAUGCUAGGUCUGUCUCUGGCAGGAAACAUCCAGGAUCCAGAUGAGCCAAUUUUAGAGUUCAGCUUAGUUUGCAGUGAGUUGCUCACACCAUCGCUAGAUCGAAAACCAAAUACUUUUGUCGCAGUAAGUGUCACUACACCUCCUCAGGCAUUCUGGACAAAGCAUGCACAGACAGAGAUUAUUGAGGGAACAAAUAAUCCUAUCUUUCUAAGCAGUAUUGCCUUUUUUCAAGAUUCUCUUAUCAAUCAAAUGACGCAAAUCAAACUUUCUGUGUACGACGUCAAAGAUAGAUCUCAGGGAACAAUGUAUUUAUUGGGUUCUGGAAUGUUCACUGUAAAGGAAUUACUUCAGGAGAAGAACCAUAGAUUGCAUUUAACACUAAGGUCUGCUGAAAGUGAUCGUGUAGGUAACAUCACAGUUAUAGGAUGGCAAAUGGAAGAAAAAACGGACCAAAAGCCUCCUGUAACAAGGUCUCCUGACACCAUUAAUGGGAGGACUGUACUGCCAGUUGAUGAAAGUUUAACAGAAUCUUUAGGGAUCAGAUCCAAAUAUGCUUCGUUACGGAAAGAUGUGUUACUAAAAUCCGUGUUUGGUGGUGCCAUUUGUCGGAUGUAUCGUUUCCCCACAACUGAUGGGAACCACCUGAGAAUCUUGGAGCAGAUGGCUGAGAGUGUACUGUCACUGCACAUCCCCAGACAGUUUGUGAAGCUUCUUCUUGAAGAAGAUGCAGCCAGGGUUUGUGAACUAGAAGAGCUGGGAGAGCUGUCUCCCUGUUGGGAGAGCCUUCGUCGACAAAUAGUUACUCAGUACCAAACAAUUAUACUGACUUAUCAGGAAAACCUAACUGACUUGCAUCAAUACAAAGGCCCUUCGUUUAAAGCAAGUAGCUUGAAAGCUGAUAAAAAAUUGGAAUUCGUGCCCACAAAUUUACACAUACAAAGAAUGAGAGUCCAGGAUGAUGCAGGAUCAGAUCAGAAUUAUGACAUAGUAACCAUAGGAGCACCAGCAGCUCACUGUCAAGGCUUUAAAUCGGGGGGUCUACGGAAAAAGCUGCAUAAAUUUGAAGAGGCAAAGAAACAUUAUGAGGAAUGUUGCACUUCAACAAGCUCUCAGUCUAUAAUAUACAUACCACAGGACAUUAUUAGAGCAAAGGAGAUUAUUGCACAAAUCAACACCCUGAAAACUCAAGUCAGUUACUAUGCUGAAAGGCUCUCAAGAGCUGCCAAGGAUAGAUCAGCUAAUGGCCUUGAAAGAUCACUUGCCAUUUUGGCAGAUAAGACGCGGCAGCUUGUCACUGUCUGUGAUUGCAAGUUAUUGGCAAAUUCAAUACAUGGAUUAAAUGCUGCAAGGCCAGAUUAUAUAGCCUCAAAGGCAUCUCCAACCGCUGGAGAGGGGGAACAAGUGAUGCUAAGGAAUGAUCAAGACACUCUUGUGGCAAGAUGGACAGGAAGAAAUAGCCGAUCUUCUCUGCAGGUGGAUUGGCAUGAAGAGGAAUGGGAAAAAGUUUGGUUGAAUGUUGACAAAAGUCUGGAGUGCAUUAUUCAGAGAGUGGACAAACUUCUCCAGAAAGAGCGUUUGCACAGUGAUAGCUGUGAAGAUGUUUUCCAGUGUGACAUCAGCUGUACUAGUAAGAAAGGUAAUCGGGAUACUCGUGCCUACUGGAUAAAUCCAAAAGGCUUAGAUGAGACCUCAUCCUCACCACCAUCAUCCUCACCACCAUCUUCAACCAUAUCAUCCUCUGCAUGCCAUUCUUACAGAAACACAAAUUGCAGCCCCCCUCCUGAAGAGUCCAGCCCAGGUGAAUGGAGUGAGGCUCUUUACCCCUUACUGACAACGCUCACGGACUGUGUAGCCAUGAUGAGUGACAAGGCAAAGAAAGCUAUGGUCUUUUUGUUAAUGCAAGAUAGCGCUCCUACAAUAGCUCUGUGCCUGAGCCUUCAAUAUCGCAGGGAUGUUGUCUUCUGCCAAACUCUGACAGCUCUUAUUUGUGGUUUCAUUAUCAAGCUGAGGAACUGCCUGCAUGAUGAUGGAUUCCUAAGGCAGCUCUACACCAUUGGUCUGCUGGCGCAGUUUGAAAGCCUUUUGAGCACAUAUGGUGAAGAGCUGGCAAUGCUGGAGGACAUGAAUUUGGGAAUAAUGGAUUUGAGAAAUGUAACCUUUAAAGUAACUCAGGCCACAUCAAAUGCAUCUGCUGACAUGCUGCCAGUCAUUACAGGAAAUCGUGAUGGAUUUAAUGUGAGGAUUCCUUUGCCAAGCGCCUUGUUUGAUUCGUUGCCCCGGGAGAUUCAGAGCGGCAUGCUACUGAGAGUUCAGCCUGUUCUUUUCAACGUGGGAAUCAAUGAGCAGCAAACCCUAGCAGAGAGGUUUGGAGACACCUCGUUACAAGAAAUAAUUAAUAUGGAGAGUUUAGUUCGGUUGAAUUCCUAUUUUGAGCAGUUCAAGGAAGUUUUGCCUGAUGAUUGCCUACCUCGAUCUCGUAGUCAGACGUGCCUGCCUGAACUGUUAAGGUUUCUGGGACAGAACGUACAUGCAAGAAAAAAUAAGAAUGUUGAUAUUCUUUGGCAAGCUGCUGAGAUAUGCCGGAGACUAAACGGUGUUCGAUUUACAAGUUGUAAAAGUGCCAAGGACAGGACAGCCAUGUCUGUGACCCUAGAGCAGUGUUUGAUCCUGCAGCAUGAACAUGGAAUGGCUCCUCAGGUCUUCACCCAGGCACUGGAGUGCAUGAGGAGUGAGGGUUGUCGAAGAGAAAAUACAAUGAAGAAUGUUGGAUGUCGCAAGUAUGCAUUUAAUUCCCUGCAACUGAAGGCUUUCCCAAAGCAUUACAGGCCUCCAGAAGGAACUUAUGGAAAAGUUGAAACAUAA
This is a messenger RNA of Emys orbicularis (European pond turtle), 2946 nucleotides long. It is a transcript of the gene INPP4A, whose product is annotated as inositol polyphosphate-4-phosphatase type I A. Gene Ontology annotation, molecular function: phosphatidylinositol-3,4-bisphosphate 4-phosphatase activity. Gene Ontology annotation, cellular component: cytoplasm. Lineage: Eukaryota; Metazoa; Chordata; Testudines; Emydidae. The coding region runs from base 1 to 2946 and encodes 981 amino acids. The transcript is spliced from 24 exons. The record is from RefSeq and is a predicted model, not a curated record.